Messenger RNA from Eucalyptus grandis, 2508 nucleotides. RefSeq names its product protein LYK2. Gene Ontology annotation, molecular function: ATP binding; protein kinase activity. Lineage: Eukaryota; Viridiplantae; Streptophyta; Magnoliopsida; Myrtales; Myrtaceae. The record is from RefSeq and is a predicted model, not a curated record. Gene Ontology annotation, biological process: protein phosphorylation.
UUAUACUCACACUUUGAAUCUUGGGAUAGAUGGAUCUUGCCUCUGCCACUGGAAAUUAUGCCCCAGGGUAAGAAUUUUAUCUUAACAAGGAGCUGGGUCACAGCAAGGUGGAAUUUUCCACUUUCUUUAUCAUCCCCAAGAAUCUUGUCAGCCCCCUAAAAAACAACUUUUCUUCAACACCACUUUGUGUAGAGAUCCAAAAAUAUUCAACCUCUGUAACUGAGCAAGCUCUUUAUUUAAUUCGGUGCCAUCUCGUUUCCUAAUUAUAAGUACUUUGGUCAUGGACAAGGAAGCUCUGCUGAUCACUGAACACCAGUUGAGACUUCUGGUCUUGUCUAUCUGCUUUCUGCCCUCCUUUCUUCUUGGGGAGGACUUGCUUAGCUGCGAAACUUCACUUCCAGAGGCCUCUUGGUCCCUCUGCAUCGAAAAUGAGUCUCCGAAACGGUGUCAUACGUUCGCCGUACUUCGCGCGACCUACUACUCCUCCCUCUCCAAUCUGAGCUUAUACUUGGGUAUCGGCAAAUCCAUAGUUGCAGAGGCUAAUGGCUUUUCUGCAGACACAGAGUUCCUUCCCCUGGAUCAGCCUUUAGCAAUCCCAGUGGAAUGCAAAUGCAGCGGCAGGUCGUUCCGGGCAGAGCUGAUAAAGAAUACGAUACGCGGAGAGAGCUUUCGGGGCAUUGCUGAAUCUCUCGAAGGCUUAACAACCUGCCGAGCUAUCCAAGAGGCGAACCCGGGUAUUCCUCAAUUCAACCUUAAUGGAAAUGUCCAGUUACAUGUGCCACUGAAAUGUGCUUGCCCUUCUUCUGAAACUAGUCCUGGUGUCUUGCUCACUUAUCCUGUAAGCAAAGGAGACACUUUAUCAGGCUUGGCCUCGAAGUUCAAUACCACUCCUCAAGCUAUCAUAUCUGUCAAUAAUAAAUCGCUAGGAAAGUUCGAUCCCCGAAGGCUGAUUCCAUCGACAUCCAUUUUAAUUCCCAUUCAUGGUCGGCCUAUGCUCGGUUCUGCCGCUAGACCCCACGAGCCAAUCUUGGAUUUUGAGGACGCUAGCAAGCCGAUAGUCCAUCGACACAAGAAGAAAUCAAGAAUGUGGGAGCCUUGGAUUUACGUUACUGCAAGUAGUGUGGCGGUUGGGAUUAGCGGGGUGAUUGUGGCGGUCAUAAUGGUAAUGCAUCACAAGAGGAGGAACCGGAAUUUAUGCAAGCCAGGGAGUCUAGCGGAUGAUGUGGAGCUGCAGCAACUCAGCUUGAGCGUCCGAACCACGAGCGACAAGAAAGUUUCCUUCGACGGUUCGCAGGGUCCCCUGGACGGUCAAGUUAUCGACGCCACACCGCGCAAGAUGCAGGUUGAGAUGUACACGAUCGAAGAACUUAAGAGGGCCACCGAGGACUUCAAUGUGAGUAACCAGAUCGAGGGGUCCGUCUACCACGGCCGGCUCGGUGGGAAGAACUUGGCAGUGAAGAUGGUAAAGACGGAAACUUUCGCAAAGAUCGAGUUCGGGCUAUUCCAUGACGCCACCCACAAGCACCCCAACAUAAUCAGACUUCUGGGGACGUGUCCGACCGAAGGCCCAGAUUCUUAUCUUGUCUUCGAGUACGCGAAGAAUGGAUCGUUGAAAGACUGGCUUCAUGGAGGCUUGGCGAUCAAGAGCCAGUUCAUAGCUUCGUGCUAUUGCUUCUUGACAUGGAGCCAAAGGCUGAGGAUUUGCCUUGAUGUGGCGAUGGCCUUGCAGUACAUGCACCACAUAAUGAACCCGAGCUAUGUGCAUACGAACGUGAAGAGCCGGAACAUCUUCUUGGACGAAGAAUUCACCGCGAAGAUCGGGAAUUUCGGCAUGGCUUGCUGUAUCCAGGAUGGCAGUGGAAAUGCACCAGCCGACGAGCCAGACUCUUGGAGCAAGGCAUAUUUAGCACCUGAAUACAUAAGUCAAGGCACCAUAUCACCUGGCCUCGACAUUUUUGCAUACGGCGUUGUCUUGUUGGAGGCACUAUGUGGUAAAAUGCCGAUGACCAGGUCUGAGAACGAGGGAGAGGAAGCAGUUUGGCUGUCGGACCAAAUUCGGUCGAUUCUCCGAUCAGACAAUGCGGAUGAGCUCAGGGAAUGGAUGGAUGACGCUCUGGGAGAAGAUUACUCAUUCGACGGAGCAGUCACGUUGGCCAAUCUUGCGAGAGCCUGCACGGAGGAAGAUCCAUCUACACGGCCAAGUGCCGGAGAAAUUGUUGAGAGGCUGCUGAGGUUAGUGGAAGAACUGCCGGGAGAACAGAGCGUGGUGAAUGAGAGCUCCUGUAAGCCUCUGGUGCAGGCUGCUGCUACCAACCCGCCGUAAAUAACUGUUUGGAAACUGAAACGUUUCGGUUUUGAGUUAUGAUCAGGUCAUUACAAGUUUAUUUUCUGGCCAAUGUCCUAGUUCUUGUCAUGUACAUUCGCUGUCGAACCUAAAUUCAAAUUAGAAGCAUGCCCACACUCUGUAUCCCUCCUUUUUCAUGCAUCAAUAAAAGUGUCUUUAAGUCA